CUACCACAGUGCUCAGCCACAGCAGUUGGCCGCCGGUGCAGACCAAAACAUAGACAAUGGGCAAGAAGCACAAAAAGCAUAAGUCCGAGAAACAUGGAUAUGAAGAAUAUGGAGACAGACCACUGAAGCUGGUGCUGAAAGUGUCCGGAAAUGAAGUGACGGCAGGAAGCUCGAGCCUUGACACUUUUUAUGACGAACAGCCGGCUGACUUUGACAAACCCAAAGACAAGAAAAAGAAGAAGAAAAAGGAUAAAGAGAAAAGCUUUGGGUCACCAGAGGAGGAAAAGGGGAAGAAGAAGGUAACUAAAAAGAAGAAAGGGCAGGACGCAGAUGGAGAUGAUGACCGGGAGCAGAGCAGGACUCCUAUACGUUCAGAGAUUGAUAAACAGGAAGAAAAAGAACAGACUCCUCUGCAGGAAGCUUUGAAUCAGCUCAUUAGGCAGCUCCAAAGGAAAGACCCGAACGCAUUCUUUUCAUUUCCAGUGACAGACCUCAUUGCUCCUGGUUACUCUGCAGUCAUCAAGCGUCCCAUGGACUUCAGUACAAUGAAGGACAAAGUAAAGAAAGAGUGCUACCAGUCACUGGAUGAACUCAAGGUUGAUUUCAGGAUUAUGUGUGAAAAUGCCAUGAUUUACAACAAACCUGAGACAAUCUACCACAAAGCAGCACGGAAACUGUUACAUUCCGGAAUGAAGAUCUUGAGCCAGGAAAGGCUGGACAGCCUGAAGCAAAGCAUAGAUUUUAUGGCUGGUCUUGACCCUUCUGCCAAACAACCUUUGAAAUCUGAGGAACAAACAAGCACCUUUCUGGACCAGAACAAGGAGGGACCUGCAACUACGGACAGCAGCGAGAGGUCACAGACACCCAGCACUCCCAGACAGGACAAAGACUCUAAGGACGAAGCAGCAAAAGCAGAGAAAGAGCUUGAGGAAAUACGCAAGGUCAUUGAGGAGUCUGGAGGAAAGCUGUCCAACAGAGUGCUGCAGUCUGAUUUGGAGUUUGCAAGGCGGAAGUCAGAUGGCUCCACCACUCUGGCUAUCCUCAACCCAGCAGAUCCCUCAGCAGGAGAUGUGGGUUAUUGUCCUGUGAAACUUGGCAUGAUGUCCAACCGGCUGCAGAGCGGUGUGAACACCUUGCAGGGUUUCAGGGAGGACAAGAGGAACAGGAUCACUCCAGUGUCCUACAUGAGCUAUGGGCCAUUCACCUCCUACGCGCCAACCUACGACUCCAGCUUCGCCAACAUCAGCAAGGAAGAUUCUGACCUUAUCUACUCUUUCUAUGGAGACGAGUCCAGCCUGCAGGGCUCAGAUAGCUUGUCAGAGUUCCUGGCCAAAUCAGAAGAGUAUGUGUACAAACUGGCAGACAACCUCCUGGAUGCAGUGACAAACGGAGAGCAUUCAAGAAUCCUGAAGGACACCGAGCAACAAGUAGAACAGCUGUCAAAUAUACAAGAGGACAAGGAUACCGUGGAGGUAGCUGACCCCCAAACAUCUGACAGACUGGAUUUCCUACGCUCUGCUGCAGGCCUGCAGAUGACUGAGGAGCUUUCUGAGGAAGCCCUGAACAUCCAGCAGAAAUUGGACGAGACUACAAAGCUCCUGCGUAACUUGCAGGAAGUUCAGAGGGAACGUCUGAGCGCCAAGCAGCCACCAAACAUGAUCUGCUUGCUGGCCCCAACUGCCAAGGAGCUGGAGCUGGCUGAGAAGGUGACAUCAAACUUGGCUGAGCUGACUAGUCAGGUGGCCCCAUGUGAUGUCAGCAGUAUCUACGGCAUCAGGAAGGCCAUGGGCAUUGCUGCCCCUCCAGACCCACCUGAGCUCUUCAUAGACCUCACUACAGUGCAGGACACGGCUGAAGCCAUGGAGACCUGUUGUCCAGAUGUGGUUCCAGUCAUCGCUGUGUAAUGAAAUUCCAAACACUCUCAUUCAGUGUAAUAACUUAAGUUUUGUACAAAAAGUGCUUUUUGUGUUACAUUUGUAUGCUUUUCAGCCAAUAAACCUUUUUUAAUAAAA
Molecule: messenger RNA, 2012 nt
Organism: Pelmatolapia mariae (spotted tilapia)
Lineage: Eukaryota; Metazoa; Chordata; Actinopteri; Cichliformes; Cichlidae
Gene: brd7
Product: bromodomain containing 7
Exons: 17
Coding region: 57-1904 (615 amino acids)
Biological process (GO): regulation of transcription by RNA polymerase II
Cellular component (GO): nucleus
Source: RefSeq, a predicted model, not a curated record